UAGCAUUAGCAACACAUAGCUAGGCGGAGGCGCAACAAGCUCCCUGAACGCCGAAAUAAGUACUCUAUUUUGAUUUUUUUCCUUGGAAUUCGCGCAACUAGUUUAUGGUUUUAUAGCCCUGGACUAAUAAUUGAACCUGACGUGGCCCAAAAAAGAUGGUGAUGGCGUCGUCAUGUGUGCAGCCAGCACUGUGUGUGUGGAGAUGGUUUUAACAGACGCUGUUCUGGAGGACUCAGGAACACUGCACUGGCCUGGAGAAGCCUCAUAAACAAACACGCACACGUACACAACACACACCUGCACACAAGAAGAUUUACACAUACACCACGCCACCGCCGUGCCUUGAGAAAGGACACAGGCGCACGGAUACAUAACACAAGCUUCACCGGAAGCACGCACACACAUUUAAGCUCUUGGUGUGUGUUAGACUCUCUACCCAUACAUCAUUGGUGUCCUAUCUCCUCUCCUGUGUGAGAGCGUGCAUUUUAUUUCUUCCCAUCUGUCCCACCCCCACCGCCACCAUGCCGAGGUCCACCAUCCGCCGGCAGAUGAAGAACAUGGUGAACAACUACUCUGACGCCGAGAAGAAAGUCAGAGAGGCCACUUCCAACGACCCCUGGGGCCCGUCAUCUUCGCUCAUGUCCGAGAUCGCUGACCUCACUUACAACGUGGUUGCCUUCAGCGAGAUCAUGAGCAUGAUCUGGAAGCGGCUCAACGACCACGGCAAGAACUGGCGCCACGUCUACAAGGCGCUCACUUUGCUCGACUACCUGAUCAAGACAGGCUCAGAGCGAGUGGCGCUGCAGUGCAAGGAGAACAUCUUCGCCAUCCAGACUCUGAAGGACUUCCAGUACAUCGACAGAGACGGCAAAGACCAGGGCAUCAACGUCAGGGAGAAGAGCAAGCAGCUUGUGGUCCUACUGAAAGAUGAGGACCGCCUCAAAGGAGAGAGGUCUCAGGCUUUGAAGACCAAAGAGCGUAUGGCCCAGGUGUCCACUGGGAGCAGUCAGAUGGGUUUUGGCCGAGGCUCGUCUCAACCCAACCUCUCCACUUCCUACAGCGAAGAGUACGGCAGAUCAGAGGGCUCACCUGCAUCCUACCAUGGCUCCACGUCUCCCAACGCCGGUUCAGAACUGGAGCAGGCCAGACCUCAGACCAGUGGAGAGGAGGAGCUACAGCUGCAGCUGGCUCUGGCCAUGAGCAGAGAGGCUGCAGAGCAGGAGGAGCGCAUACGCAGAGGGGACGACCUGAGACUACAGAUGGCCUUGGAGGAGAGUAAGAAAGGAGGCUCAGAUUCAGCAAAACUGCCCAAGAAGAAGAGAGAGCCACAGUCGUCUUUGAUGGACCUGAUGGAUGUCCCAGAGCCAGGUGCCAGCGCUGACCCCUGGAGCGCAGGGGCCAGGGCUGGUGCCGGAGCCGGGGCAGGGGCAGCCGCUGCAUCAGAAGACCCCUGGCAGUCUUAUGGGUCUGCACCUAAGCCAGCAGCCCCAGUGGACCCAUGGGGUGCUACUCCUUCUGUCCCACCCAUGAAAAGCAGUGAUCCCUGGGCAUCAAACUCUACCCCUGCUGCUGACCCAUGGGGCUCUGCAGCUGCCCGCCCUAAGACUUCCAACACAGGUAACUUUGACCUGUUCAUUGCAUCCAACGGUACGUCUAAAGAGGACUUCUCAGAAUUUGACAGCCUGCGCUCUUCCUCCUCUGUCCCCACUGGUGACGGGGGCGUAGCAUCCUCUAUCCCCUCCCAAGGCAGUCUUGCAAGCAGCGGCAGCCUAGACCUCUUCGACCCCCUGCCCACCUCCACAUCUGUCACCACAAAUCCAACUAGAAAGACCCCGGAGUCCUUCCUGGGUCCUAAUGCUGCCCUGGUCAAUCUGGACUCUCUGGUGACCAAACCAGCCCAGCCUGCACCAGUCAUCAACCCGUUCUUAGCUUCAACAGGUGGUGCCGCUGCUCCAGCUCCAGCAAACCCCUUCCAAGUGAGCCAGCCAGCCCCUCCGACCCUCAACCAGAUGCGGGUCAGCCCCAUGCCCCCCGGCUUCGGCAUGGCUGAGCCCAUGGCCCUCUCCUCCCUGCCCGCUCAGCCCAUCACCAUGGUCCCCCUGGCAGGCAUGACCCCCAUGGCCCGCACGAUGCCCGGAAUGGGAGUCGGCACUAUCGGAGGCGUGGGGAUGUCCAUGCCCCAGCCCCUGAUGAGCAUGCCACCCCAGGCCGGGACGCAGCCCACCGGAACCACCAACCCCUUCCUUUUGUGAGGGGGCGACUGGGGGACGACUUGCCCCUGAGUACCCUCUCCUCUCCCUCUGUCUCCCUCGUUCACUUUGGCUCCUUUAGAAGCUUCAAAAUGAACAAGGAGAUCCCAUGUAUCCCUUUAUAACCAACUCGGCCAGGUCGUAGUCCCAGCCUGGCCUCCACCCCCCCCACCUUAACACACUCCUGUACUCCUUCUUCCUCCGUGUCUUUGUCUCAGUGCUACAAGCUGCCUAGUCCUGUGUGUUCCAUACUGAUCUGACGAUGAUGUUGAUGACCACAACACGUUUGCAUCUGUCUACAGACUUACAGAGUAGCAGUGGUGUUUACAGUUUUUCCACAGAGGCAGGACAGGCUCUCCCCUCUGUCCUCCUCUCCUUCACUCGCCUCCUCUCCCUUACUUCCUCCCUUAGGACUGCUCUUUUCUUCUUCUGUGGUGGAGUGACAGGAGAGUCUGACCAUACUAACGCCAGGAUCUUAUCUCUUCACUAGAGCUAAUCUUUUAUAAGCCCUGUCAGCCGGCGUGCGAGUGAGUGUGUGUGCGCGUGUGUGAGUGAGUGAGCGCACAUCUCAGUACUUUUACACUGUGUAUAUUCCAGUGGGUUUUACUUACACACACUGGAGUACGGAUGAGAGAUGGUCAGAUGUGUUUUUACUCUUGCGUGUGUUACUAAGCAGGGAUUUUGCACAAUUUUUUGUCUUUUUAUUUUUUCUUUCUGCGACUGUUGGGCUCACCGUUACACCUUAGCUAAGGGAGGGAGGCUCGCCACUCAAAACGGCUCCGACAACACACACACACACACUGCCUCGGCUCUCGGUACCACUCAGUCAACAACUCUCGUCUGGUCACUUCCCGUCAACUUGGACCUUUUUUUUUUUUUUUUUUUUUAAUUCCCGACCCUCCACGUGAACUUUGACCUCCAGGGGUCGCGGGAUUAACAAUGAACACUUAUCAAAGGGGGUGAACCCCUUGUUUUAGGGGUUGGAACGUAAUUUUCGUCUGUAUGUGUGUGCUCACGCAGGUGUACUGUUAAUGCUCGUAUACUAACAGCCACAUGUUGAUGUUUUUGUCAUUAAGGCCCCCCCCCCCCCCGUGCGUGUUUUGAGAAAAGACAUGAACUGUGAUGGCAUCAGUAUUUUGCUAUCUGAACAUAUGGAUGCAGUGAGGCAUCAUGGGACAGUUUUGUUUAUUUUUUAGUUUGUUUUUAGGGUCAAAGGGAAGAGGGUGUGUGUGUGUGUGUGUGUGUGUGUGCGUGCGUGCAGUUUGCAUGAGCGAUACGUUUAGCUUCCAAGUGAACAAUAAUACACAGUAAAGUGGAAACUGGCUCAGAAAUGGCUUAAGUUUCUGAAAUACAAGUCAGAGCAGGGGUAUAACGUAGACUGCAGCCUUAAGUGUGUGUGUGUGUGUGUGUGUGUGUGUGUGUGUGUGUGUGUGUGUGUGUGUGUGUGUGUGUGCGUGCAUGCAUGCAUGUGCUGUUUGCAACUAUAUAUCAAGAAGUGUUACUAUGGUGACAGGGCUGCAAAGAAAGCUCUGGGUUUAAAGAGCACGUCAGCCACUCAGCAUCGUGAAGAGAGUUUACCUCUGGGUGGAUUUACUGCGGCUAAUCUAUCCCACAAGAACAUUAGCAGGUGGACACACACACACACACACACACACACAGGGUUGUUCCAGGAUCGGUCUAUUGAUAGCACAGCGAAUCCCGCAGCAAACAACAGUGAGACAUGUCAUGUAAACAAACAGUUGUUAAUUUUGUUGGUUACAUUUUUUUUUUUUCCGUUUUUAUUUACUUGUUAGAUGUAAAUCCAUAGCCAAGCCUUUCAGAGUUUUGGAGCUGUGUACUAGCUAAGCCAUGUAUCAUCUUCACUCUCUUUUUGUCUAUUUUCUGUCAUUGUAGUUUGGUUUUUUUUCACCCUAUGGGUAGGCUAUGUAAUUCUCUUCUCUUAGAAGCACAACUGUUACCAAAGUCAUAGCGACUGUGAUUUCUGAGGAUGUCGUACUUUGAGUAGUUUGAACAGUAGGGUCACACUUCACUGACAGUUUUUUGUUUUGUUUUAUGGAUCCGUUGUUAUCAUUUUUUUAUAUUUCAGAGCUAUUUUACUGUCUGUUCAGGAGUUUGUUUAAGAAAGUGUUACUGUUGGCUGAAUAUCGGCACAUUUACUGACAGCAAGCUGAGCGGCUCCGUCUCUUCUAUCGGUUGAGAAAAGUGGGUUAAUGAAACGCAGCUGAUGAACUGCGCCCGGUGUUUAGACCCGUCUUCUUCUUUAGGUCACUGUACUCCCGUCUCCAGUUCUGUUGAUAUCACUGCCAAUGUUAUUACUGUGGAAAAGGUGUUUGUUUUUUUUUUUUUCUUUUAGUGUGCGUUGGCGCCCUCUCCUGGUCUGCUGUGGUAUCAUAGCAACACCACAGACCCCUUGGUAUCUCCACUAAACGCAGACCUUUCAUUUUUCUCAGGCAAAAGGAGGGGCAGCUCCAACUGUGUGUAUGAUUUUGAUGAUGCUGAGGGUGGGGAUGAUGACUUUUAUGCUUGGGGUCUUGGAUGAAUGGAUGUGACACUUCCUUGCAGACCAGCAAACAUUUUUAAUCUCCACUAAAUAUAUGCAAAAAUUGGAGUAUGGAAAAGUAAAAAAAAAAAAAAAGAUUUAACGCUUGAUGUGUUUUGCAAAGUUAGAUUUGCUAAUAAAGUUUUGUUUAUAAAAAUGCUACUAUGAUAUUCUAGCUAAGACGUGUCACUUUCUUGCCGGCCUUCAUUUCACUGCGGCCUGACCUUUAACUUGACUCCAGCGAUUGUUGAAAAGGUUGUUAUGGAUGCAUUGAAAAACAGAAAAAAAGGAACUUUACUGUCUUGAACAAAUUCAGCACUCCUGAACAGUCAGAUGUCACUGCAGUUGAACACUUUUUCUUGAUCCUUGGCAGCAGUUUCACAGUCGUGGCUAUGGUGCAGUGAAAAUGUGGCCUGUGUGUAGCGAGCUCCUCUGCGUGUUACUAUGUAUUCACUAUGCUUUUAUCAAGAGGACUAACUGACCUUAUGGACUGUCUGUCUUUAUAUGCAUAAACAGCCUCCUUUAAUCUUUUCCAUGUCUGUCUAUUUACCCUUCUCAUAGUACUGGGAGCAGGCUGCUUUUUUUUUUUUUUUUUUUAUUGGAUACGUGCUCAACCUGUUGGCAUUAUAACUGUAUAAUAUAAUUUAUCAUUUGUACUAUUGUAACAUACUGUUCCUCUGUAUACCUUAUUAUUCUGUGUAAUGGGUUUUUGUAGGAAAAGUCACCGUGGUAUUUUAACGGCAUCUAAACGAACGCAGCAGGCCGCACCCUGUUGGAUGAGGACAACUGUAGCUGCAUUGGUUCAAAAUAAAAUGUGUAUCACUUCAGCUCUGUAA
Epinephelus lanceolatus (giant grouper) is the source of this 5624-nucleotide messenger RNA. It is a transcript of the gene epn2, whose product is annotated as epsin 2. Gene Ontology annotation, biological process: endocytosis. The record is from RefSeq and is a predicted model, not a curated record. Gene Ontology annotation, molecular function: phospholipid binding; clathrin binding. Lineage: Eukaryota; Metazoa; Chordata; Actinopteri; Perciformes; Serranidae. Gene Ontology annotation, cellular component: clathrin vesicle coat; plasma membrane; endosome.